This is a messenger RNA of Prorocentrum cordatum, 566 nucleotides long. Lineage: Eukaryota; Dinophyceae; Prorocentrales; Prorocentraceae. The record is from the annotation of a GenBank genome assembly.
AGGCGGAGCAGAAGGCCGCGGAACCCUGCAGGUGGGUAAUCGACGACUCUUACGUGGGCGUCUUCAAGGGCUGGAACGUGGCCGCGAAGAGCUCGCAGCUCAAGGAGAUCAGCAGAUUCGAGGUUGCGAGAUACACCAUGGACCCGAGCAUCGAGGGGACCAUCCAACGCUGCAUGGAGAGGUGGGUGCCCGACGGCCCUGAGCGCAGGGAGCUGGCGGCCGCCCAGGGGCUGUCGGAGGAGCAGCAGGAGCAAGCCCGGCGUGGGCAGGCCGCUCAGAUCCUCUCCCUGCCCGAGGCCUUCUGCACCGGCGCCGCAGUCGGGGACCCGCAGGCCACCCUGAGCCUGGAGCUCGAGGUCCUGGAGGCGGCCGAGUACGCCGACGUGCACCUGGACGGGCGCGUGCUCCUGAGGGUGCUGGCGGAGGGCAAGGCCCGGACGCCGACCACGCCGGUGGUCACGGACCUCGCGACGGUCGCGGUGCACUUCCGCGUCGCGAAGUUCUUGUCCAACCAUUGCCUCCACGACCCGGGGGGCGCAGGAGUGAGCGAGGACUGUUUGGAGUGA